Messenger RNA from Amborella trichopoda, 2934 nucleotides. The record is from RefSeq and is a predicted model, not a curated record. NCBI's taxonomy places the organism in Eukaryota, Viridiplantae, Streptophyta, Magnoliopsida, Amborellales, Amborellaceae.
GCCCCCCCCCCCCAGCCGAGCCAUAAAGCCCGGCGUGUGGAACCCCCGGCCGUCGAGCCUAGCCUAGCCUGCCAAGCAAGCAAUUUAGCCGUGCAAAUUGGCCGCAGCCUCUCAAGCCAUGGACGAAGACAAGGUAGUGCAUCUCAUCGACCCGAUGAAUAUGAAUUUUUCGUCCAACGCCCCCGCCAGGGGCAAUACUGCCUGCGGAGUGCCUGCUACCGUGAGAGACAUGUCCGUUGGUUUGCUCCUCCUGGCACUCGACAUCGGCUUGAUCCUCCUUGUUUCAAGGCUCCUCCACUUCUUCCUGCGCCGGAUAAAGCAGCCCAUGGUCGUGUCCGAGCUCCUUACAGGGUUGAUAAUCGGGCCGUCGGCAUUAGGGAAUAUCAAAUUUGUGGAGCAUAUCAUGUUCAGCGAGACGAUUAUGGAAGUGAUCGGUUUCAUGGCAACUGCAGGCCGCGUCCUCUACAUGUUUUUGGUAGGCCUGGAGAUGGACCCGACCAUCUUCUGGCGCAUGGGCAAGAAGGCGGGCUUUUUGUCAGCUGGCUGCAUCACCGUGUGCAUCGCCCUCAGCGUGGCUUCCGCCCCCGCUACAGUGUCCCUCAUGGGCAACAGGAUGCACCUCUUCUACGGCGUGGCCAUCUUCUCCAUCCUACUGGUCACCACUGCUUCCCCCAUCAUGGCACGAGUGACGGCAGAUAUGAAGCUGGCCAUGUCGGAGAUCGGCCGCCUUGCCAUGUCGUCCGCCAUCAUCAACGACGUCUUCAGCCUCUUUGUGGCUGCUGUACUCUUCAACCAGCCCGUGCAGCAGGAUUUCAGCCCGAUCAACCUGAUCGAAUCGGUAUUCCUUGCGUUCGGCUACGUCCUCGUGCUAACCAUCAUCAUCGUCCCAUUAAUCAACUGGUUCGUUAGGCGUAUGGCCAAGAAGCAGCCGGAUGUGAGUGUGUUCCAAAUACUGGUGAUCGGAGGGAUGGUUUGCGGCCUUUCCUUGUUGUCGGAGAUGGUGGGGUUCAACGGCAUGCUGGGGGCCUUGCUGAUGGGCGUCAGGUUCCCGAGAGAGGGGCGGAUGGCGCAUCUGCUCCUCGACAAACUCCAGUAUCCCAUGAAGACCUUCGCCCUGCCUAUCUUCUUCACCUACAACACCAUCCAGAUCAAAGUACAGGAGCUGACCGGCCGGUUUCUGGCCCUCACGGCCACCAUUGUCGGCCUUUCCACCCUCGGCAAGGUGGUCGGGUCCCUGAUGGUUACUACUUACUUGAGGAUGCCAUUCCACGAGGGCCUAGUCCUCGCCUUCCUGCUCAACCUCAAGGGACACAUUGACAUUUUGGUCGCUGCAAUGAUGGUCCAAAAACGGGCAAGGCUUCCUUCCCUUCAUAUUAUACUGUGUUUAUACUCUGGGAUAAUUGAUAUCCACACGGUCCAUUCUAGAGGUUACUUGCAGGCUGGUCCUAUAGCAGUAGAAGUAACAUCACCUUUGAAAUGUCUCACACACGAAAGAUUAAUCUCCUUAAGCACAAAGGCCAUGGCCGAUUAUCGUUUCCUUAUUUUUUUUUGCUUUUUCCCACCUCAUUGUUUUUUUUCUUUUUGGCAGGUGGUUACCACGGGUGAAAACUCAGCAGUGAUGAUGGCGAUCUUGGCCACUACCUUCAUCUCAUGCCCGCCAGUGGCGCUUAUCGUGGGGCGCAUCCGUCGUGCCCAAAACUAUGUGCAUAUGGGCCUCGAGUGGGAGAGGCCGGAGCAAGAGCUCCGGUUGCUCGCCUGCGUCUAUGGGACGCACCAAGUCCCGGCGACCCUCAACCUCAUUGAGGCGUCUCGCGGACCUCAAAAGUCGCCCAUUGUGGUCUUCUGCAUGCACUUGGUGGAGCUCACGGACCGCACCGUGGCUGCCCUCCUCUACCAGACUGACUCCGCUACGUUCCCCUUGGAGGCCCCCGGCACGUCCUUGUCGACCCAGGCUCAGGACCCUUCAAAGGAGGCAGCAGAGAUUAUAGGCACUGCUCUUGACACGUACUCGGUCGAGAGUGGCAUCAUCGUGCGCAAAAUGUCAGCAGUGUCCUCCUUCUCCAACAUGAACGAGGACAUCUGCAGCGCAGCGCGGGAAGCUCGCAUCUCCAUUGUCGUGCUUCCAUUCCAUAAAUCACAGAGAGUGGACGGCAAGAUGGAUGCUGGCAACCCCGGGUUCAGGACAUGCAACCAGAAGGUGUUGCGCCAUGCCCGGUGCUCGGUGGGGGUGCUGGUGGACCGAGGGCUCGGGGGAACUGCCCGAAUAACCGGUUCUCAUGUGUCGGUCCAUGUGGCGAUGCUAUUCUUUGGGGGGCCCGACGACAGGGAGGCCCUGGCGUUCGGGUGCAGGAUGGUGGAACACCCCAGCAUCAGCUUCACAAUGGUACGCUUCUAUCCUGCAAAGGACAGUGGCCAAUCGGUGAUCGACGUCCAAGGCGAGCACAGCGACAUGAAGAUACUCGCCACCAUCUCCGAGCAGGACAGGGAAAGGCAACUGGAUGAGGCUUUCAUCGAUGAUUUUCAUCACAGGUGCGUGCCUAAAAUGUACUCGAUCAUAAUUUUCCAUGAAAGGUAUGUCGAGACAAGGCGGGUGUCGUACAUGGAGAAGGUGGUGAGCAAUGCCUCGGAGACGGUGAAUAUUCUGCGGUCUCUGGAGGGCAUGUACACGCUUGUAAUUGUGGGGCGUGGACGAUGGGGACUCUCUUCAAUCACCGCCGGGAUGACAGACUGGGAGGAAUGUUCGGAGCUCGGACCCAUUGGCGACUUACUUGCAUCCUCUGAUUUCUGGGUGACAGGUUCUAUAUUGAUUGUCCAGCAGUAUCGACCAUCCCAAAAUGAAAAUGACGACGACGACUUUGUGCUAAUGUAGAAAUGGAAAAUCUUGUUUUCUUUAUUUUUUUUCAUUCUUUUAUUGUCUGAUAGGCCAUUACAUUU